This is a messenger RNA of Mya arenaria, 4361 nucleotides long. RefSeq lists its product as uncharacterized. The coding region runs from base 13 to 1014 and encodes 333 amino acids. NCBI's taxonomy places the organism in Eukaryota, Metazoa, Mollusca, Bivalvia, Myida, Myidae. Gene Ontology annotation, cellular component: plasma membrane. Gene Ontology annotation, molecular function: G protein-coupled receptor activity. The transcript has a single exon. The record is from RefSeq and is a predicted model, not a curated record. Gene Ontology annotation, biological process: adenylate cyclase-activating G protein-coupled receptor signaling pathway.
UAUUACAAAAAAAUGGAGAACGACAAUUUUCAGAAUAUUACAAAUCCACGAGAUGGCUAUGACCUUCCAGUGUAUGGGAUUUAUAACAACACUUUUUAUGGAAUACACAUUCCCGCCUUGAUAUGUAUCGUCACGAGUUUCACGUGCGCUAUUAUCGCAAUUGUGUUGUCGUUUAUGAACAAGAGUCGCCGGACAUUCUUUACGGCCUGGUCAAAAAGCGACCGGUUUAUCGUAUAUCUAGCAGUGUGUGACGGACUCUUCAAUACUGCCCACUUCACAGACCAUAUGCAUGUUGUAAUUGUGCGGAACCAUGUUUAUCCACGACAACUGUGCGAGUUUUAUGGAUUUACUUUGGCAGAAUUCAUCACGGCGCAAAAUCUCAUGGUGAACGUGAUCGCGGUCAACGCGUUCAUGUUAAUGUAUUUCGACAGGAACAUUAACUUUGGAAAGUACGACUGGCGACUGCUAACGUGGACCUUCGGUGCACCAUUUGUUGGAGCAAGUAUUGCAGGAGCGCUUGGACAGCUUGGACCAAACGGGGCCUUUUGCCACUUCGACGCUGUUAAGGGAAAGAUUGCAGGCUUGUUUUUUACAACCGUGACAAUACUGAUUAUUCUAUUGAUGAAUUCUAUUCUUUUCGCUCUGAUUUUGCGUAAGAUACGAGCUUUGGCGCAUGCAACACGACAUUCCCACAGCAGCUUGAGCUCUUCAAUGCGAACGUCCGUUCGUGCUGCACAGUCAAUGUCACUCUUUGUUGCAGCGUUCUUCAUUCAGUGGUGGGCCAUGGCGCUGUAUGGAACAUGGAACAUCUUCACUGACGAUGUUCCUCAACCGCUUUUUCAUCUAGUAACGAUCUUUGUCAACUUGGGCGGGAUCCUAAAUUUGUGUGUGUACCUGAUCAUAAGGAGGCGAUUGAUCGGCCGGUGGUCAAGCAAAAGGUCGAACACCACCAUCAAAAGCACAAAUGCGGCAACGCCUAAAUCAACUGAGAGCAAGCGAGAGUCACGCAUAUAAUGUUUGGCUGUCUGCGCCCCAAUUUUGAAGAAGACAUCGCUGUUUAACUGAUGAAACUAAUACCGGAGUCGAUCUCUUCAAAAGUUGAAACGAAUUAUGAAUAUUAGCUGUAGUAUGCAAAUAGUUACAUAAUCAUAUAGCUUGGACUAUACUGAAUUGUAGGAAUUUCCUUAGUAAAAAGAAUACAAAGUGCUUUUGUUAUUGAACUUUCAAAGACAUCUACGACCAUUCUUCAUUCGUAUCGCAUAGUCGCACACUGUUUGUUGCAGCGGGGGUCAUUGUACUGUAUGAAAUUUGAAUCUGUGCUCCAAAGACGAACCACAGUUGCUGUUUCAUCUCAAGACGAACCACAACUGCUGUUUCAUCUCAAGAUGAACCACAACUGCUGUUUCAUCUCAAGACAAACCACAACUCCUGUUUCAUCUCAAGACGAACCACACUUGCCGUUUCAUCUUAAGACGAACCACAACUGCUGUUUCAUCUCAAGACGAACCACAUUUGCUGUUUUAUCUAACGAACCACUAUUGCUGUUUUAUCUCAAGACGAAACACUAUUGCUGUUUUAUCUCAAGACGAACCACUAUUGCUGUUUCAUCUCAAUACGAACCACAACUGCUAUUUCAUCUCAAGACGAACCACAUUUGCUGUCUCAUCUCAAGAAGAACCACAACUGCUGUUUCAUCACAAGACGAACAACAAUUGAUAUUUUAUCUCAAGACGAACCACAAUUGCUGUCUCAUCUCAAGAAGAACCACAUUUGCUGUCUCAUCUCAAGAAGAACCACAAUUGCUGUUUCAUCACAAGACGAACAACAAUUGCUAUUUUAUCUCAAGACGAAACACAAUUGCUGUCUCAUCUCAAGAAGAUCCACAACUGCUAUUUCUUCUCAAGACGAAACACUUUUGCUGUCUCAUCUCAAGACGAAACACAUUUGCUGUUUUAUCUCAAUACGAACCACUAUUGCUGUUUCAUCUCAUGACAACCACAAUUGCUGUUUUAUCUCAAAACAAACCACAAUUACUGUUUCAUCUCAAGACGAACCACUAUUGCUGUUUCAUCUCAAUACGAACCACAAUUGCUGUUUCAUCUCAAGGCGAACCACAAUUGCUAUUUCAUCUCAAGACGAACUACAACUGCUAUUUCAUCUCAAAACGAACCACAUUUGCUGUCUCAUCUUAAGACGAACCACAAUUGCUAUUUCAUCUCAAGACGAACCACAAUUGCUGUUUCAUCUCAAAAUGAACCACAAUUGCUAUUUCAUCUCAAGACGAACCACAACUGCUAUUUUAUCUCAAGACGAACCACAUUUGCUGUCUCAUCUCAAGACGAACCACAACUGCUGUUUCAUGUCAAGACUAACCUCAAUUGCUGUUUCAUCUUAAGACGAACCACAACUGCUGUUUCAUCUCAAGACAAACCACAACUGCUGUUUCAUCUCAAGACAAACCACAUUUGCUGUUUUAUCUCAAGACAAAACACUAUCGCUGUUUUAUCUCAAGACGAAUCACUAUUGCUGUUUCAACUUAAUACGAACCACAAGUGCUGUUUCAUUUCAAGACGAACCACUAUUGUUGUUUCAUCUCAAUACGAACCACAACUGCUAUUUCAUCUCAAGACGAACCACAUUUGCUGUCUCAUCUCAAGAAGAUCCACAACUGCUAUCAAUACGAACCACAACUACUGUUUCAUCUCAAGACAAACCACAUUUGCUGUUUUAUCUCAAGACGAACCACACUAUUGCUGUUUCAUCUCAAGACGAACCACAAUUGUUGUUUCAUCUCAAGACAAACCACAAUUGCUGUUUCAUCUCAAGACGAUCCACAACUGCUGUUUCAUCUCAAUACGAACCACAAUUGCUGUUUCAUCUCAAGACGAACCACUAUUGCUGUUUCAUCUCAAGACGAACCACAACUGUUGUUUCAUCUCAAGACGAACCACAACUGCUAUUUCAUCUCAAGACGAACCACAUUUGCUGUCUCAUCUCAAGACAAACCACAACUGCUGUUUCAUGUCAAGACGAACCACAACUGCUGUUUCAUGUCAAGAUGAAUCACAAUUGCUGUUUCAUCUCAAUACGAACCACAAAUGCUAUUUCAUCUCAAGACGAACCACAAUUGCUGUUUUAUCUCAAGACGAACCACAUUUGCUGUCUCAUCUCAAGACAAACCAUAACUGCUGUUUCAUGUCAAGACGAACCACAACUGCUGUUUCAUGUCAAGACGAACCACAACUGCUGUUUCAUGUCAAGACGAACCACAACUGCUGUUUCAUCUCAAUACGAACCACAACUGCUAUUUCAUCUCAAGACGAACCACAAUUGCUGUUUUAUCUCAAGACGAACCACAACUGGACCAACACAUAUUUGAAAAUGUCCAAGAAAACACACAUUGAAAGAUGAAAUUCAUUUGAGAGCUAUCGUGAUUCAAACAUAUAAAGCUUGAUUUUCCUUAAUUGCGACUACAUGCACGAGUAGUAUUUAACAUAAACAUUAUGCAACUAUUCGAUCAUAUAUUAGAUGCAGCUUGUAAAAUAAUUAUUACAUAAACUAAUGUGGCGCUGACGCUAUCUUAAAUAAUGAUAUAAUAAUAAUAAAAAGAAUUACCCAUCAUUGGACUGUGAAACAUUACAUUAAUUAUAUAUCAAUAUAAUAAAUAAAUAUAAUUAUGUCUCGCUAUUUAUAGAUUCAAACUGAGCGAUAGGCUCGAGUGACCAUGCAAAUCAAAUUACUACUAUCAAGUCUUAUCUUAUAAAUUUUACCUAGCAUUCCACAAGUUCAUUUAAUUUUGUUCAUGCAUUUUGCGCAAAAUAAGGUUUUACACGAUAAAGUCUUAUUAUCGUUUUAACAUGGACUUUUUCUAAAGGGACUACAUGUAUUACAAGAGGCAAAAGGAUAUAUAAUGAGACAGAUUAUAUCACAUUUUUUGUUACACUUGUCCUUUCAAGUUUAGAUAAUGUAAUUGCAAAUGUAUUAUUGCUGUAUGUGUUUGGUUUAGUUAAAACUUACUAUUUAUUUUAGAACGCUUGUGAAUAAAGAUAUUGCAACAUUAUAGUAAUGACUUUCGGUGGCGCGAUUUUACGCUAAAGGUGGUCUUGUGUUGUGGGGGAAACAGGAAAACCCAUUUGUCAGGCCUGGUGUACGACAAACAAAACUCACAUACCCCCAGACCGGGUAUCGAGUCCGAGUCGCCUCGGUGAGAAGCGAGUGUAUAUAGUGUGUCACAUUAAGAGAUUUGUGCUGAUAACCAAUAAACUCAAACAUAGGCCCAUAAACACAUGUAUGAUGAUUAUUACCUAGUUCAUCUAAAUAGUCACUUGUACAUAUUAUUUGUUAUAACACGGUGUAUAAUC